Molecule: messenger RNA, 1114 nt
Organism: Drosophila subobscura
Lineage: Eukaryota; Metazoa; Arthropoda; Insecta; Diptera; Drosophilidae
Gene: GILT1
Product: GILT-like protein 1
Exons: 4
Coding region: 90-842 (250 amino acids)
Molecular function (GO): oxidoreductase activity, acting on a sulfur group of donors, disulfide as acceptor
Source: RefSeq, a predicted model, not a curated record
AGCUUUGAGCACAAACAAAACGCGCUUAGACAUCACUCGCAACAGAACCGCCGCUCGUUACGUGUCCGAAAAAUUCAAUAGAAAGCGAAAUGAGUCACAAAUUGAUUGGUGCCUGCCUGCUGCUGAGCUGCCUGGUCGCCGCUGUCCACAGUGCUGCGAAGGUGCCCAUUGCCAUUUACUACGAGUCCCUGUGCCCGGACAGCGCCAAGUUCAUUACGGAGCAACUCUAUCCGGCCGUAAAGGGGGAGCUGCGCGAUGUUGUGGAUCUCACAUUUGUGCCGUUCGGCAAGUCCCAGUUCUUUACGCAGGGCUCCGAGGUGACCUUCACCUGCCACCAUGGACCGAACGAGUGCUACGGCAACAAGGUGCAUGCCUGCGCCAUCGAGCACAUCCAGGCCAACUCCUACCAGAUUGAGUACACGCGCGAAUCGCUCACCCUCGACUUUAUCAACUGCCUGAUGCGUGCCGGCAAGAACUUCCCGGACAACGUGUACCCCGGCCAGCGCUGCGCCACCGAGAACCACAUCAACAACUGGGAGAACAUCAAGACCUGCGCCAACACCACCGAGGGCAGUCAGCUGCUGCGUAAGGCCGGCGAAGCCACCGGCCGGCUAAAGGAGCCCCUCACCAGCGUGCCCAGCGUGCUCUUCAAUGAGCAAUUCGAGAAGAAGGUCAACGAUCGUGCCCAGGUCAACUUCAUUGGCACCCUCUGCCAGUACGUCUCUGCGCCCCAGCCCCGCAUCUGCGCUCAGCACAAUGCCGCCGUACCCACUGGCCUGGCCAGCGUAAGCGCCAUCCUUAGCUCCCUGCUGGGUCUUUGGUUUAUCCGCUCCUUCUACUAAGCUGUCAACUGUGCAUCUACAUCUACAUCUACAUCUGAAUCUCAAACUGCUUCCACCCCAAACUUCCGUCCAAUAAGGGGAAUCAUCUCCAUGAAUUAUGAUUUGUUUUUCUCUUUUUUGGUUCUGUUUACUGGUUUGCUUUUAGGCCAAUUGACACCCAAGCCGUCCAAACGUUCAGCUCGAAUAUGUUUAGCAGAGAUCACAUUUAUAUUGCCAGAGCUGGACUGCUCUUAAAUGUAACAAUUAAAUAAACAAGUUAAAAACAGAAACAA